CUUCAGCCGGGCGGAUGAACGUUGUCGCUCUUAGUGUGAAUUCGAUCCGGGAGCUUCUUUCAGCUGAAGUCACAGAUUUGUUAAAAUUCCGCACACGAUUACUGAUAGCACCUCUGUGCCGCACGUUCCUCAGGCACAUCUGUAAAUUGUAGCCCUGCCCGCGAACAGCCCAUAUCAAGGCCUUUCUUCUGCAAGCGCGCACGUUGAGGCGUCGGAUAUCCUACUAAAUGUCAGGAGCUAGUUUUCAUAAGCACUGGCGUCGCUGCAUCGCUUGUUGUUGAAGGACCGCAGGCGUGAACAUCACGAUGAACUUACUGAGACAAAUCGCUCAAUGUUUCAAACCUGAUACUCAUGCGGAAAGCCAUGAAAGGGCCUCAGCCGUGUGCGAAGGCUGCCCGGCGGUCGGGGUGCGAACAGCCCUAACCACCGCCGGCUCAGCGGAGUGCUCCCGGCACGACGCUGGGCUUACCUUCUCCGCCUCCCCGUCGUUUACAGCGUCCAUUCUAGCCUCCAACUUUGCAGCGGGCUCUCUCGAAUCCGCAGCCGCCUGCUUCACCAGUACCGCAUGCUCAACUGCAGCUACCGCGGGGCUUGCGGGCGGGGCCACGCCACCCUCAGGCCCAAAUAGCAGUGGCAGCAAAGCAGCAGCCAUGUCAGGCAUGCCGGCAGAUGCUGCCGUUGCUACUGCUGUUGCUGCUGCUGGAGCGGCUCCUGACCAGAUGCUACACAGCACUGGGGCGUCGGCAGCGGUCGUUGCCCCCGCGGCGGUCCAAACAGCACAGGCAGGGCGGCUGUUCGAUCUGCUUCCCGCUGCCGCCGGCCACGAUGCCAUGUACGGCGGAGCGGGGCGGACCACCUCUGGGCCGGGGAGCUCCACGCCCAUGUUUGAAAGUUGUGUGGCAUGCCCGGGCGGCGCAGAUGCUGCAGCCGCUGCUGGACCCGCAGUCACGGAGCUGCAGGUGGCGUUCAGCGCCUACAACACCCGCGACAUAUGUGCGCGGGACCCCACCAUGCGCAUAAGGCAUCUGAAGGUGAUGGCCACUGGGCCCAGCGCUGUCAUCUAUAAAGGGACGUGGCAGGGCAUGCUAGUCGCAGUGCGGUUCACGCUCCACAAGGGCAGCUGCUGCAGCGCAGCAGCCAGUGCCGGCCCGGACAGCUACGGCCCUGCUGCAGCCGGUGGCAGCGGACCUUAUGAGCUGGGCGCGAGCUCGCCGGAGCAAGCCGCGCAGACCACGUUCCGCCGUGUUUGUGGGAUGAUGGCGAGCCACUGCACCCCGCAGCGCUCCCACUGCACGCGCGUGUACGCAUGCGAUUUCUCCAGGGUCGUGCGUGCCGCUGACUCCGGCUCCGCCUGGGCCUCCGGCGGCGAGGGCGGUGGCAGGGCUGCGGGGCUUACAGUGGUUGCAUGUGACUGGGCGGCAGGGGCGGAACCCCAUGACGGAGGUCUUUCCACGCCACCGGCCCAACAGCUGCCGUACAGCAUCCACAGCAGCCUGGACGAUAGCUUGGCCAGCAGCAGCAGCGACACUGGGCUCUCGCAGGGACGGGCCUGGGCAGCUGCACAGCAGCGUUGCAAUCCUCUGGCUGGCAGCAGGCAGGGCCCUGGCGCUCACACGGGCAGCGCCCCGACCGUCAACCGCGCAGACGACCUUGAGCGCAGCGGCAGCAGCUGCUGCGGCAGCGGCGGCAGUAGCAUCAACUCUGCUGCGACGGCUGCGAGCGCGGCUAGGGGCAGCAUGGGCGGGGCUGUCGCGGCGGUAGGCUGUGGUGUUCCUGCUUCGGCAGGCUCCAGCGCACACUCCAGCGCGCAUCUGCCCCGGCCAUCAGGCCAGGCGCCUGCCCCUGCCGCAUCCUCCCCCGCCGCAUCGCGCUUCCACUUCAGCUCUGUGCUGUGCAGCUGCCCGCCGCCCGCCUGUGGCUCUGCCUCGCCCACCGCAGCUGCUCAGCAGCAGCCCCUGCAGCAACACGUACAGGAGCAGGAGCUGCCGCUCUCAACGCUUCAGGGCCUUCUGGCCUACCUGCGCGCCGCUCCGGGCGACUCCCUCCUGCACACGGUGUUGGAGCAGGGCUGCUGCGGCGACCUGUGGCACGGCGUCCGGUGUGGCGUGUACGACGCCUACGGCUCCGGACCGCUAGGCCCACGGGGCGCCAUGACGAACCUGGUGCACAGUGCACGCGGCGUGGCGGCUGGGCUGCAGCAGCUGCACCAGGCGGGGGAGGUGCACGGCGGGCUGUGCCCCGGCAACGUGCUGCUGCAGUGGAGCAGGCCGAAUGGGCCUGCGCACGCGGAGGAGGGCGGCGAGGUCAUGAUGUUGGCAGGCGCGUCGGGCGCCGCCGCGUCCGGCAGCAGGAGCAGCGGCAGUGGCGGUCGGAAGAAGUGGCGCCGGGGUCUCUUUGCGGCUCGCAUCACGGACUGCGGCGUGCGCCGGCUGCUGCUGGGGCCGCAGUGGCAGCAGCAACUGGCGGCGCAUGCUGACCUUCUCAGCUGCACAGCUCCCGAGCUGCUGCCACCGUCAUGUGCCGACUCAACGGCGGGCAGUCGCCAGACAAACGCUGAGCUGCAGUGGCAGCCACACAACGACAUCUACUCGUUCGGGUGCCUGCUUUACCUCAUGUGCACCGGCGGCCUCCCCAACUCACACCGUCUUCGCCCACGGCCUGCUGCUGGCUCGGGUGCCUCCGCCCCGAUUGCUGACCCCAACGGCUGCACGGAGCCGCCGGCUACUACCAUCUGGCCCUCCAACGUGUGGCCGCCCCUACGCAGCCUGGGCGAGGCGUGCAUGGCCACCGACCCCGCCCUGCGCCCCACAGCCAGUCGAGUGGUGCAAGUGCUGCUGCUGUGGGAGAGCCGGCUGUGCAGCUCGCGGCAACAGCAGCUACUGCAGUACGACGGCACGCGCGCAAUGCCCACGCAGCAGCCCACGCGCCUCAACGUGUCCGCGCCCGACUUCCCCACACUGGCGGCUGCAGCAGCCAGCCGCAACGGCGGGUGUAGCGGCCAUGCUACGGAUGUAACGAGAGACGGCAUCGGCGCUGUCGCGGUGGCUUUAGCAGGCUCUGGCUGUAGCGAUGUGCCGGCAUCAGCCUUUGAGGUACAGCCGCGCCUUGUGGAGCAGCACCAGCAGCAUCAGGUCGCCGCGCGUCUGCCGGGCCGUACCGGCAGCGGCGGCGGCAGAGUCGCUGGGGGCUGCCUCGUGUUGGGCGUGGGUUCUGGCGCGUUCUCGCACACGCUUGACUCAGUGGCUGAGGCGGAAAUGACGGCGUGCGGCAGUGGCUGCAGCAGCGGCGCCGAGGAGCGUCUGAAGCGGGGCACCGAGGAGCAACCUGCGGGUGCCGCCGCCGGGGCUUCGUCAUCAGUGACCUGCGGCGGAGGUGGCAUGGGCACGGUGCGCGGUGCAUUUAUGUCCAGCCCUGCACAUGCGCUUGUUGCGGCGGACCUGCUGCACAAGCCAGCGCGGCAAGUGGGCGUGCCGAUGGCGGCUCCGGAUGCUCAGUCGGCACAGCAGCAGGCCUGCCCGGAGCAGCCCGGGGCGCUUGCAGCGGCAGCGGUAGCAGCGGUCGCUGUGGGCCAGCCGGUGGCUGCUUCGCGGAGCAGGGAGGGGCGAAUCCGUGCGCUGCAGAUGCAGUCCAUGCCUUAAAUGAACGCAAGCCCUCGCGUAGCCGUGCAUGGGCAUUUCGCGUUCAACUGUCCAACAGAGCAGGCAAUCAUACUUAUGAUUGGCAGCUGCGCAGCAUUUCCGCAGCUGCGCGGCAGUUCCGGGACCCAGCAAGCAAACGUAACAGUUGAGGACAAACCUUGAGCGCAGCUGUGCCUUUGUAUUCGAUCAAUGUGCGCCAAAGCGUCACUCUUUGCAAGGUCUGGCGGUAACGUGUGAUGUCGGAAAGAUACUUUAGUUGGUGGAAUGGUGGUCGCGGCCAAGGAUGAGCAGGUGUGAGCCGACGCAGGGUAGUAUGCAUACGAACAUGUGUGAUUGUAACUUCCGGCAUCGUGGGAGUGGGAUUGUUCAGAAAGAUGGGCACGGAUAGACGUGCACAGCUUAGCGAUGAUGUUGUCUGGGGAGUGAGUAUGUGAUGUUGAAGAUGGUUUUCAGGGCGCAAGGUGCAUGGGCCGCUUUAUUGAUCCAUAUUACUGAUGUGACCUAGCACGGCCGCCGGACAUUGGUGAAGGGGACAUGGUGCAGUUGUCUUCAGGGAUACGUGGAGGCUAGAACUGUGGGCAAGCGCCGCCUGCAGGUGCUAUUAUUACUUGUCCGGCAAGAGAGAUUCAAUCCGGGUUACCAAGCUUGCCCACGGAAGCUUUGCGCUAAUUGGUCAAGUGAAGUGUGGAGCCGCUGAGGUUAGGCGUGGUACAGGGUAUGAGUUCCCAUCUAAAUCAAAAGGCAGCUGUGCGUUCGGGAGACGCCCAGAAGAAAGUGCUCAAGUGACUGAGGAGAUGAGACGUAAGAGCAAGGCUAGGAUGAUGUUAUGAGGAGGAGGGCGAGGCAAGUGAGCGCGCAAGGAGAGUAACAAGGACUUGAGUCGACAUGUGUGGUAACGGCGGCGUUUCAGCUACGCGUGAUGGGUGGUGUUGAUAAACACCGGUUUUGGGCAGUCGACUACGCCUUCUUGGCCUUCUUGGCCCGGAACUUCUGGAGACGGUCCCGCGUCGGCCAGACUGAAGGGCUGCAGCCGCUCCACAGACUUGGCCACGAUGGCGCCCACGAUGUCGUCGUAGGUGAGGUCGGUGCGGUAAACCGACACCACCAGCACACACGUGUUGUCCUUCACCGGCGCCACACGGUGCUUGUUGGGCAGGGACCCGGUGGUCGGGUCCAUGAUGU
This is a messenger RNA of Chlamydomonas reinhardtii, 4820 nucleotides long. RefSeq lists its product as uncharacterized. Gene Ontology annotation, molecular function: ATP binding; protein kinase activity. The coding region runs from base 306 to 3638 and encodes 1110 amino acids. Gene Ontology annotation, biological process: protein phosphorylation. NCBI's taxonomy places the organism in Eukaryota, Viridiplantae, Chlorophyta, Chlorophyceae, Chlamydomonadales, Chlamydomonadaceae. The record is from RefSeq and is a predicted model, not a curated record. The transcript has 5 exons.